UUCAAGAUGUAACCAGAGUCACCCCUGAGAUUUGUGAAAACUGUGAGAAAAAUAAAGUUGUACACGUGUACUGGGGUCAGAGCCUCCAUCUAGACUGUACAUUACACUCUUACGAUGUUGGUGGAACAGAAAUGGGGUUAAUACAGUGGACCCAUCUUAGUCAUGAGAAGGGUCCUCGUUCCAUCAAACCUCAUCGAGAUAAGUACCUCCUCACCUCAGACCAUGGACUGGUCAUCAUGGCAGUGACUGGUCGUGAUACUGGACAGUACGAAUGUAAACUAGGAGAUGACACGCUGUGUAAUUACAACGUGACAGUGGACUCGAAGACCUGUAAUGCUCCUUCAGAAAAUGAUUACAAGAAGAUAUAUUCUGACUGGUGUCAGGAGUUUGAAAAGUAUAAAUUGGCCAUGAAAGCCUGGCAAAGUAAACAAGCU
Messenger RNA from Limulus polyphemus (Atlantic horseshoe crab), 434 nucleotides. RefSeq names its product semaphorin-2A-like. The annotation marks the transcript as partial. NCBI's taxonomy places the organism in Eukaryota, Metazoa, Arthropoda, Merostomata, Xiphosura, Limulidae. The record is from RefSeq and is a predicted model, not a curated record. The transcript is spliced from 3 exons.